Tigriopus californicus is the source of this 877-nucleotide messenger RNA. RefSeq lists its product as uncharacterized. The record is from RefSeq and is a predicted model, not a curated record. Gene Ontology annotation, biological process: protein peptidyl-prolyl isomerization. The transcript is spliced from 2 exons. Bases 399 to 818 code for a protein of 139 amino acids. Gene Ontology annotation, molecular function: peptidyl-prolyl cis-trans isomerase activity. Lineage: Eukaryota; Metazoa; Arthropoda; Copepoda; Harpacticoida; Harpacticidae.
AGGUCCAGGCUCAUUUGGAAAAGAAGGCCAUUCUUUCAUUCAAAUCAAAACUGUUAUUGCUUAACCAUAACGUCCCCGUCCAGAUUAGUCUAUUCCGUUCACUCUGUCUGAGUCCGUCCUCUCAGUCCUGCAAUUUCAAACUCCAACCCUAACAAAGUCAGUCGGCUGCUGGAACUGUACUAAGCAAUAUUCCCCUUUCUUGCGCUUUCGCCCAGAACAACAACAGAAUAGUUCAGAGUAACCGGCGAAUAGCGAUGUGUGUGGUGACGUCAUUUGAGACGUGAACCAAUCACCGUUGUACAAUUCAUGCAUGUCAACAAUCUGGCUAACACAUUGACCAAGUUUCCCCAGCCAUAAACUGUGUCAAGAACUCCGUACAUCUGUUCAUAACCCUCACAAUGGCCGGCAAAGUGAGUUGUGUGCUAUUUUUGGUGGGAUUAACUCUGGUCGUGGCCGAUGAGUUGAUCGUGAAAACCAUCAAAGAGCCCAAGAACUGCCCACGUCAAGCCAAAAAGGGUGAUCAGCUUCAAGUUCACUAUGUGGGCAGACUGACGGACGAAAAUGGCAAGAUCUUUGACGAAUCCAGACCACGAGGACAGACCUUUAACUUUCAAUUGGGAGCUGGACAGGUGAUCCAAGGUUAUGAACAAGGUGUUCCUGGUAUGUGUAAGGGAGAGACAAGGGUCUUCGUUGUUCCUCCUCACUUGGGUUACGGUGAAAAUGGGGUUCGCAAUGUGAUCCCAGGGGGCGCCACUCUACACUUCACCGUGGAACUUAUGAACAUCGCCGAUGGUCCUCCUUUGAGAGAUGAGGUUUAAAUUUGAAUCAUUCAUUUUCACAAUUGACGUCGAAUAUAAAUAAAGACCAACUCUUUUAA